This is a messenger RNA of Capronia epimyces CBS 606.96, 579 nucleotides long. Its product is annotated as peptidyl-prolyl cis-trans isomerase ssp-1. Lineage: Eukaryota; Fungi; Ascomycota; Eurotiomycetes; Chaetothyriales; Herpotrichiellaceae. Gene Ontology annotation, molecular function: protein binding; peptidyl-prolyl cis-trans isomerase activity. The transcript has a single exon. The coding region runs from base 1 to 579 and encodes 192 amino acids. The record is from RefSeq and is a predicted model, not a curated record. Gene Ontology annotation, cellular component: cytosol; nucleus.
AUGGUACGUGACAACUACUCAGAGAUUUGCGUUCCGAGACUGACCACGGCAUCGCAGACUGAGACCGGGUUGCCCCCAGACUGGGAAGUACGGCAUUCGAACUCCAAGAACCUCCCUUACUACUUCAACUCCAAACUUCAAGAGUCAAGAUGGGAACCGCCGGAAGACGCCGAUACAGAGAAACUGAAGGUCUACAUGGCCCAACACCACAGCUCGACGAACACGCGCAUUGAUGGGGCGGGUCCUGAGGGCAAGAUCCGUGCAGCCCACCUCCUCGUCAAGCACAAAGACAGUCGUCGACCUACAAGCUGGAGAGAAACCAACAUCACCCGCACCAAGGAGGAGGCCAUUGAGCUUCUGAAGGGCUACGAACAACAAAUCCGGUCGGGUCAGACACAGUUGGGUGACCUUGCCGUCUCCGAGUCCGAUGACAGCAGUGCUCGAAGACGAGGUGAUCUGGGGUUCUUCGGCAAGGGUCAGAUGCAGAAGGAAUUCGAGGACGCUGCUUUCGCUCUGCAGCCCGGUGAAAUGAGCGGCAUUGUUGAGACAGCCUCUGGUGUCCAUCUCAUCCAACGGUAG